Molecule: messenger RNA, 1764 nt
Organism: Jaculus jaculus (lesser Egyptian jerboa)
Lineage: Eukaryota; Metazoa; Chordata; Mammalia; Rodentia; Dipodidae
Gene: Vcpkmt
Product: valosin containing protein lysine methyltransferase
Exons: 6
Coding region: 36-725 (229 amino acids)
Biological process (GO): peptidyl-lysine methylation
Cellular component (GO): cytosol; cytoplasm
Molecular function (GO): protein-lysine N-methyltransferase activity
Source: RefSeq, a predicted model, not a curated record
CGUCACCACACGCUGCAGCCUGGGGUCGAGCCGCGAUGGCAGCUGUGCUGGAAUCCUCGGUGGAGGAUCCUCUGUGCAGCUUCGUGCGGGUUUUGGAGAAGCGGGACGGGACUGUGCUUCGACUGCAGCAGUACGGCUCCGGAGGCGUAGGUUGUGUCGUUUGGGACGCUGCCAUCGUCCUUUCUAAAUAUCUGGAAACGCCCGGGUUCUCUGGCCACGGGGCCCACGCGCUGAGCCAGCGGUCGGUGCUAGAGCUGGGUGCAGGCACCGGGGCCGUGGGACUCAUGGCUGCGACCCUCGGUGCAGAUGUUGUAGUCACCGAUCUUGAGGAAUUGCAAGACCUGCUGAAGAUGAAUAUUCAUAUGAACAAGCACCUUGUGACCGGUUCUGUUCAAGCCAAGGUACUAAAAUGGGGAGAAGAAAUAGGAAAUUUGACUUCUCCGCCAGACUACAUAUUGAUGGCUGACUGCAUAUACUAUGAAGAGUCUUUGGAGCCAUUGCUGAAAACUCUAAAAGAUAUCAGUGGAUCUGAAACUUGUAUUAUAUGUUGUUAUGAACAACGUACAAUGGGAAAAAAUCCAGAAAUUGAGAAAAAAUAUUUUGAGCUUCUUCAACUAGACUUUGACUUUGAAAAAAUUCCUUUGGAGAAACAUGAUGAAGAAUAUCGAAGUGAAGAUAUUCAUAUUAUACAUAUCAGAAAGAAAAAGUCAAAAUUGCCAUCGUGAAAUCUUUAGCCAUCUUAACCCAAGCUACUACCAACCUGGGUAAAGAUGUAAGCAGAGCUUGUGAAACAGCACGGGAAGAUUGUGCUUACAGAUUUCUCCAGCAUGUCCCUAGAAAUCUGAUCCAUGGAUGACAAACACCAUGAACUGCCCGCAAUAUGAAAAAUGACUGACUGCCUGCCAGCCAAUGGGCCUGAAUCCAACUUAAGUUUACUUAGCUCAGCAUCAAGUUUUGAUUCAAAGAAACACUGACAAUCAAUCAUUCAAAUAAAAAUAAGUAGUGAGGUUAGCCUCAAGUCUGCCAAAAAUAAGUAGUAAAGCAAUAGUUGACUCUGUAUUUUUAGCAAACUAGUAAUAAAUUGAUCCUACUUCUACUAUUAUAUAGUGUUUUAAAUUCAAAACAGUGAAUUUUAAAGGAGGUUUCAGUUUUACAUGAUUAUACACACAGUUUUCUUUUGCUUCAUAUGCUAUCCUUAAUACUUAAAUAUUAUUUUGCUUUUUAAAAUAAAAAUGUCAUCUUUUGUAUCUGUAUCAGUCAGAGUUUUAUCCUUCUCCUCUACCAUAAUUGUGUGAUUGGAAUAGUAAAUAGUAAGAAGGUAGAGACUGGGAGAACAAAAGUUGCCAUUAUACAGUUUCUCAUUUGGGAAGGGGGAGUGAGAAAACAGUGCCCAGAGUCAGGUUUGUCAUGCAGGUUUCCUUGUCUUUCUAUCCCUAGAAACCUGAUUUUAGAGCACUGGUAUAAACGUUUUUACAUGAAAAAGUGCAAGAUUUUUGAAUAACUAUGAAGUGAAUUUUGGUCUGUGUUGUCUCCCUUUUUUGUUAAAAUAAUCACCUGCUCACAUAGACUAAUCUGUCAAAGACUGAUCACACCGGUUUCAAAAUGUAAUAACCAGAGGAAAUUCUGGCAUUUGUAGGCAUUGAUGCUAGAUGGUAUAUUUUCUGAAAUAAACAUUCUUUUUCAAAUUUUUAACAACUUCAUUGAUUAUAAAAAUAUCCCAUGAUAAUACCCUCCCUCCCCCCUUUCCCCUUUGAAACUCUAUUC